AUGAGUCUUUAUCGACCACCAUCUAAUAAAGCUGAAUAUGAUACUCUGUCGUUAUUAUCCCAACAUAUGUAUGCUAAACAUCGCAAUAUAUUUAUUGGUAUUGGUACUGUUAUCGUUACUGGUUUAACAACAUUUGUUAUACUUCGUAAUUAUACAUAUAAUAAUCGUGAUCAUUUAUCUAAGAUUCGUCGUGAAAUUCAAAAUGUACAACCUGGUUCAAAUUCUGUAUUUGAAGCUUAUCAUGAAAAAUUAAAAAAACGACAAGCAGAAAAAGAACUUCAACAAAAACAAGAACUUGCUAAAAAUUAA
Rotaria sp. Silwood1 is the source of this 309-nucleotide messenger RNA. Lineage: Eukaryota; Metazoa; Rotifera; Eurotatoria; Philodinida; Philodinidae. The record is from the annotation of a GenBank genome assembly.